AUGAGCCCGGUACAACCCACUGUCGAUGCCGCCGCGAAGAAGCGCAAGCGCACUCGCAAGGUCUACACGGACAAGAAGUUUGUCUGCAGCCAUGAGAGCUGCGGGAAAAGUUAUUCUCGUGCCGAGCAUCUCUACCGUCAUCAAUUGAACCACACUCCCAAGCAAAUCUACCGGUGUGAUUUCCCCGAUUGUUACCGGUCUUUUGUGCGUCAGGAUCUCUGCAUCCGCCAUCGGGAACGUCACACCACAAGAGGUUCCCAGUUGCAAAAACGCGAUCACUUUGCUCAGGCCGCUUCUCACCAUGGAAAGCCAUUGGUCCCUUCCAACGUCCCCUCUACCACUCCUCCUACCACACUGCCCUCCUCCAGCAUCCUGCCCGCUACAAGCAACCCACAAACACCAUCAACGGUGCCUCUGGGAACUUACCACUACAUGCCCGACUAUCCUUUCUCCCGGCCUCAGAGUUCGACCAACUACACCCUAGCUUCUCCUGCCGCUCAAUCCACUGCAUCUUUCCCUCCGUAUGGCCCGGUUAGUGACCGCUCGUCAUCCCAUACUCCCAUUAGCGAUCUGGGGCAGGAUCCCCAGCAGUUUGAAACUCCUGUGUCGACGACUACCACAUCACAAGCAAUCCCUACCUCGUACCAGCCUUUUUCGGCCCCCGAUAUGAACGCAACCUCCUUUAAUCCGACCACGACUUACGACUCCCAGCCGGGUAUGACCAUUCCCGUCACCUACUCUGAUCUCUCUCUGGCUACUGCCACCGCUCCAACACCGACCACCCUGAGUGGCCUCGAGUCCAGCGUGAUGGCUCCCGGGCCAACAGUAAGCGAUGCCGGUUUUGACCCCAUGUCUCCCUGUGCCUACCCCAUGUUUGGCGGCGAGACCUACAACCGGUCUCCGUUUGCCAUGGGGGAUGACUUUGCCGCAUGGCUGUUCAACGAGCCUGGUCAAAUGGCCACUCCUCCUCCAUCCACAACCUCACCGUCUCUGGGGGGCUUUGCGCCAUUGCCACCCCCCGUGGCCCCAACGCCAGCAACAACCGGGAUGAUGCCAGGAUACCUUGACACAAUGCAAAUGUCGAAUUCUUUUUUAGUGAACGACCCUGGCUGCCAGGGUUUUUUAGUCAACAACAUGCUGCCGACGCAGCAGCAUCCUAUGAGUGUCACCAGUAUUCUGGACACUGGGCCACCACAGGGUAUCCUAUCGGGGGAGAAACGUCAGGACUUGCUUCAGUUGAUGUCCAUCCGCUUCAACGAGGCAGCCUAUUCUGCGGCGGCCAAGCGUAAGGACUCGCUGAUGGAUGGUAACCUGGACGAUGAUCAGCAUGUCCUCAGCCCACGCAUGAUGCAGACAUACAUCGGGUCUUACUGGUACCAUUUCCACCCCCAGCUGCCCAUCCUGCAUCAGCCUACUUUUGCCACAGACGAGACGCCUAACCUGCUACUCCUAGCCAUCAUUGCCAUCGGGGCGGCCACGAUGGACAAAGUGCACGGGUCUGUGACUGAGGCGUCCGCGCAAUUGGCCGAUUUUAUUUCCUGGCACCUGCGAUGGGAGCUUUUCAUGGACGCUGACUUCCGUCCACCCGCGAAGCUCUGGAUCUUCCAGGCUUUGCUUUUGCUGGAAGUCUACGAGAAGCGGUUUUCUACCCGGGCUCUUCACGAGCGGGCUCACAUUCACCACGACACAACCUUGACUCUGAUGCGUCGCGGCAGCUCCCUUAUUGGAAAGGAUGCGUGUGGUAACAUGCACGAGGGCGGUCACUCACGAUCUGGGUCGACUUCGACGGUCGCUGAUGAGUCGUGGUCGAACUGGAUCAAGGCCGAAGGCACUCGACGGGUUGCAUUUGCUGCGUUUGUGCUGGACUCGACGCACGCAACCAUGUUCGGACAUUCGGUCAAGAUGGUUGCUCACGAGUUGCGACUGCCCUUGCCAUGCGAUGAGGCUCUCUGGUCAGCGAAUAGCUCUGCAGAAGUAGCCCGGAUGCAGUCCAGUCUGAAGGCCAACGGCGUCAGACCUGUCCUGUUCCUGGACGGGCUGAAGAAGACACUCAACGGUGAAUCUGUCCGGACCAACGCGUUUGGUCGAGCAAUCCUCAUGUCCGGACUUCUCAGCGUCAGUUGGCACAUGAACCAGCGGGAUCUGCAGGUCAGUUCCCUGGGAGUGCCGCACGCCCUAGGCGGCCGGGACAAAUGGCGCUCGUCGCUGGUGCGAGCAUUCGAUAACUGGCGGCGCGACUACGACGAAUCCCUUGGACAGGGCUCACUGUUCUCAUACAAUGCCCACCGUCUCGGCGCGGAGGACCCCGUGCUGGAUUCACGGGAUGCACUGCACGCCCUGGCACAUAUGGCCUCACACGUGGACAUUGUUGACUGCCAGAUCUUUGCAGGUGCUGGACGCCUCCUCGGCCGGUCCAUCACAGCGCGGGACCACAGCGCCGCGGGCGAAAAGAUGACAAGCUGGGCAGCCAAAGCUUCCGCACGGGAUGCAACAUUUUACGCUCUAAAGAUUCUUUCCAAGUGUCUCCUUCCCGAACAAACCUCGACCUUCUGGUCCAACGAGGUUACUUCCACAUAUUCCGCCCGCGACGACUACCUCCUCAACCGUCCUUGGGUGCUUUACAUGGCAGCCUUGGUGGUGUGGUCCUACGGCUACGCGCUGGACGGUCCGCUGGGACCAGUUUCACUGAGCACUAAAGCGGAGCAAGCAGCCGACAUGCACUCAUUCCUACGCCGGAUCGGUGGCGCGCGGGAUCCGAAUGAGCUGCAGCACAUGGGCGGACGGAACCAAUGUUUGGGACUGUUGAUGAUUCUGCGGGACAGUUUCGUGGACAGUCGGUGGGAGUUGAUCCAGGAGGCGGGAGAGCUGGUUGGGUGUUGUGUUGGAAAAUUGAGCAGUGUUUAA
Messenger RNA from Aspergillus ruber CBS 135680, 2904 nucleotides. RefSeq names its product putative C2H2 finger domain protein. Gene Ontology annotation, biological process: regulation of transcription by RNA polymerase II; DNA-templated transcription. The transcript is spliced from 2 exons. The record is from RefSeq and is a predicted model, not a curated record. Bases 1 to 2904 code for a protein of 967 amino acids. NCBI's taxonomy places the organism in Eukaryota, Fungi, Ascomycota, Eurotiomycetes, Eurotiales, Aspergillaceae. Gene Ontology annotation, molecular function: DNA-binding transcription factor activity, RNA polymerase II-specific; RNA polymerase II cis-regulatory region sequence-specific DNA binding; zinc ion binding. Gene Ontology annotation, cellular component: chromatin.